AUGCGCAAAAUACCUGAACACGUGAAAAUCAUGCCCUCGCUUAUCCGCCGUCAUCAACAGUGCGCCGGUCUGAUCAAGGUCAUGACCACGAUAGCUUCGCUGUGCGCGGCAAAGUGUGCCACGAUGAGUUUAACUCGUUUAAAAUCGUGCGUCAUAAAGCAAUCAUCUCAAAAAAAUAAUUUGAUUAUAGGCAGAUUCUUCGUCAUCAUGGAAGCGUCCUACCAGGGAGGUGUGACGUUCGAAGAUAACGAUAAGUUUCAGCAACUUUCGCAAACAAUAGCGAGUAAUAUUAAGAAGAUAUCGCAAAAUGUAUCCUCAAUGUCCAAGAUGGUCAAUCAACUGCAGACUCCACAGGACUCUCAGGAGCUCAGGAGUCAGUUACGUCAAAUUCAAAACUAUACUAAAAAGCUGGCAAAAGACACAUCUUCAAUGAUAAUGGAAUUGAUGAGACUAAGAACUGACAUACCGGCCAAUAUUCUCACAAGAGACAGGCUCAGUGAUGAAUACAUGGCCACAUUGAAUGCUUUUCAGACGACCCAAAAGGCGGCGGCCCAGAAGUCCAAGGAUGACGUCCGUAAAGUGAAGGCCCAAAGCAUUAACAUUGGGGAUCCCUUUGCUAUGAGCAGUGGAGGCAGGGACUCUGAACAUGACCUCAACAAGCAAGAGCAAAUCACGGCACAGACGGAGCGCGAUCUCCAACAGCUGGAGGAGCGUGAGCGAGAUGUUCGGAAGUUAGAGAACGACAUAAUGGAUGUGAACCAGAUCUUCAAGGAGCUGGGUACGAUCAUACACGAGCAGGGUGCUGUGGUGGAGUCCAUCGAGGCCAGCGUUGAGACCGCUGCCCAUGAAGUGGAAGCAGGAAUCCAUGAGUUGUCUCAUGCUGCUAACUAUAAGAACAAACUAAGGAAGAAGAAGGUGUACCUGGCGCUGAUCCUCCUCAUCAUCGUCUCCAUCAUUCUGAUCAUCGUAUUCAAUCGC
Brenthis ino (lesser marbled fritillary) is the source of this 978-nucleotide messenger RNA. The record is from the annotation of a GenBank genome assembly. NCBI's taxonomy places the organism in Eukaryota, Metazoa, Arthropoda, Insecta, Lepidoptera, Nymphalidae.